UAACGGCAUAAGAAAAGAAAACACCACUGACUUUGUCAAACCUUGUCACAACAUUUACAUUAUUUACUCAAUCUAUGCGUAAAAAGAACAUAUUUGUACGUUUUGUAGGGUACUUGGCGCGACGGUUCAGGGUGCUACAGGAGGUAUGGAUACUCCCGUGGUGGGGGAGAGGGGGGUUAGUUUCUGUACCCUUGUUGACUUUGGAUAUAGUGAUUCUGGUUACCAAACUGGUGUCGACUUGUGCGGUUGCGAUUGUGAGGGUGUUCAUACCGCCGACUAUGAAGAGCUUGUGUGGGGAGACUGUGCUGAUAACUGGAGCAGGCCAAGGCAUCGGUCGCGAGCUCGCUCUGCAAUUUGCUGAGCUCGGAGCCACCGUUAUCUACUGGGAUAAUGAUGCAAGACGGAACAGAGCGGUUGUUGAAGAGAUACGGAAGAAGGACGGCGAUUCGUAUGGCUUCACAAUCGACGUGACCAUGCGGGAUCAGGUUGCGUCGCUAGCGGUUCGCAUGCGGCGACAGCUCAGCGAAGUGACCAUGGUCGUGAGCAACGCCGGGGCGCUCACUUGUGCGCCGCUCACACAUCUCAGUACUGAGAGGAUUGGGAGACUGAUUGAAGUCAAUUUGAUGGCACACUUUUGGUUGAUCGAAGCCUUUCUGCCAAGUAUGAUAGAGAAGCGUCACGGCCACAUAGUAGCUAUCAAUUCGAGUUCUGGACUUAUGCCUUGUUCUGACAUGGUGCCGUAUUGUGCAGCUAAAUUUGGAUUAAGAGGUCUAAUGGAGUCGCUAUCUGAAGAACUACGACUGGACACUUGGACGAAAAACAUAAACACGACAUCUGUGUACUUAGCGACGGUGUCCACGGGGUUAUACCCACCGCCGUCUCACCGUUUCACGUGGUGGUACUCGGAGAUUAGUGCUAAAGAAGCUGCUAGGAUCAUUAUUGAAGGAAUUCGCAAGAACCGAAAGUGCAUCAGCAUACCAUGUUUCAUGAAAACGUUUAUUGCAAUACACAACCUUAUGCCCUACAGAAUAAGGAUCAUAUUAACAGAUUUCUUCAACUACCCGCAUAGAGGAUGGUUUUGCUUUUGUUAAGAAUAACAUAGAAUUUAGAUACAUUUGAUAUUUACUUCAAAUUUAUA
Colias croceus (clouded yellow) is the source of this 1138-nucleotide messenger RNA. Its product is annotated as 17-beta-hydroxysteroid dehydrogenase 13-like. The record is from RefSeq and is a predicted model, not a curated record. NCBI's taxonomy places the organism in Eukaryota, Metazoa, Arthropoda, Insecta, Lepidoptera, Pieridae. Gene Ontology annotation, molecular function: oxidoreductase activity, acting on the CH-OH group of donors, NAD or NADP as acceptor. The transcript has 6 exons. Gene Ontology annotation, cellular component: lipid droplet. The coding region runs from base 75 to 1091 and encodes 338 amino acids.